Rhizoctonia solani is the source of this 858-nucleotide messenger RNA. RefSeq names its product F-box-like domain-containing protein. Lineage: Eukaryota; Fungi; Basidiomycota; Agaricomycetes; Cantharellales; Ceratobasidiaceae. Bases 1 to 858 code for a protein of 285 amino acids. The record is from RefSeq and is a predicted model, not a curated record. The transcript is spliced from 3 exons.
AUGCCAGGUCCACGAAAUAAGCCCAAGAACAAGAAGAAAAAGGGAAAUAAAGGGAAACCCGCCCCUUCGCAGCCUACAACUAACACGGAGCCUUCGCCACCUCCCCAGUCGCAAAGUGACCAUGCACGUGAGGAGAUACCCUCGUUUAUCGUAGACCCUGGGACUGGCCCUCGCGUACGCGACCUGUACGCGUUCUUGACAUCUCCGUUUGCUGCCCCUCCAACCUUGGAUGAUCCUGUUUGCGAUUGGUUCUUUGAUUCUACUACAUAUGCGAUCAUUGAGCAACUUUUACCACAAGAGCUUUCUUUAAUUCUGCACUACAACCGGACGCGCCUUGUAGACAAGAUUUGUCCCGCUUGUCGGCGCUUCUAUAGACUCGGCGAUCUUCUUCCUUUCCUCGCACCAGAACCAGGUUCCAUAGAUGAGCUCGAUAGAGAGCAGGAGGACUCACGGGCGUUGCACGAGCAACAGAUCAGUGGGCUGUGCUCUUUUGUUUGCUUUAGCCUUGCUUGUUUCAAUUACCCAGGCGCGCGCGGUGCGUGGGGUCGUACUGCAGAGCUGCUCGACCCAUGGACGACCGAGUUGCUAAACGGACCAGGCGCUGGUAUUCCCGACCAUGGAAUGAGCGAUUUGGUCAAGAUGACACGUAACCACGACCUUGGAAUUGGAUACAUGAUCUCUAAGCCAUGGCCUGGAGCUCCUGUGUUGUACGAGUUCGAUGAGGAUGUUGCGGGAGGGGACCCGGCGAUGGAAGACGACGAGGAUGAACUGUGGGCCGAAGAAUCACCUUACUCUUCCGAUAGCGAACCACGCGGGCGCGAGCGGUCCGUUAAACCUCUGGGUGCCAGCCGAAGAUAA